AUGCCAAUAUCCUACCCCCGCCCAGACUUCCAACGCACCCCUCUAAACUGGGCCACCUUAGACGGUCCCUGGACCUUCACCUUCGACGAUAAAGACGAAGGCCUAGCCUCGCAAUGGCACAAAAGGAGCCUGAAAGGGGAAACCUCCCACCAGAUAACAGUUCCAUACGCAUUCCAAACCCCAGCGUCGGGUAUAAACCUCAUCGAAGCGCACGAGGUAAUGUGGUACGAGCGACGCAUCACGGACAUCCGUACAGCCAACGAAAAGCACAAAGGGGAUAGACUCCUCCUCCGCUUCGGCGCCGUUGAUUAUGAGUGCUCUGUCUGGGUAGAUGGUGUCCUUGUCGGCGGACAUCGCGGCGGACAUGUGCCAUUCGAUAUAGAUGUCUCUGACGCCCUGGCUGACGGCACUACGGAGGCUCGUCUCACUCUCCGUGUUAGAGACUCGCCUUAUGACAUGACCCAGCCGCGUGGAAAGCAGUUCUGGAAGCCUGUGCCGGAGAGUAUCUUCUACACCCCCAGCGGGGGUAUCUGGCAGUCUGUUUGGUUAGAGAGUGUUCCGGCCAUGCGGUUGCUAUGUGGAAGUGGAGGAACGGUGAUUCGUUCUGAUGACAUUGAGCUCGGCCAGUUGCAUGCGACGGUUCAUGUUGCCGGACGUCGGGUUGGAAGUGCGGCGAAGGUUGAGGUUGAGGUAUCGCUCGCGGGGCUGACUGUUGCGAAGGUGGAUGGAGAGCUUCUGCGGGAUAAAACUUUCAUUGCACUUGAUUUGGGUUUAAAGGUUACUGAAGAUGCGGUAGGGAAGUUGAAGACUCAAAACCCAGAGCUGUUUGGUGUUGACGGAGUCUGGAGUCGGGGCGUUGCACUCUGGGCCCCGGAGCAUCCUGUUCUCUAUGAUAUUACGCUUCGGCUGUUUGAUGGGGGUGGCAAUCUGGUUGAUGAAGUCCAGACUACGACCGGAAUGCGCAGUCUAUCCUGGAAAAACGGCGAUGGAACAUUCCGACUGAACGGAAAGCCGUAUUUCCAGAUGCUAUUCCUGGACCAGGGAUACUGGCCCGAAACGGGAAUGACACCUCCUUCUUCAGAGGCAUUGAAGAUGGACAUCGAGCUUGCGCAGAACCUCGGCUUCAAUGGAUGUCGCAAGCACCAGAAAGUCGAAGAUCCGCGCUUCUACUACUGGGCAGACCGCAUGGGCUUCCUCGUCUGGGGCGAGAUGGCAAAUGCGUACGAGUUCGACGCAGAUUACAUUGAGCGAUUUACCAGCGAGUGGACCGAAGCCGUGAAGAGGGAUAUCAAUCAUCCAUCGCUGGUCACCUGGACGCCACUUAAUGAGUCGUGGGGCGUAUCUAACUUGAAGGACAGCAUCGAGCAGCGUAACCAUGUUCGCGCUUUGUACUACGUGACCAAGAUCCUCGAUCCUAGUAGACCAAUCAACGACAACUGCGGCUGGGAACACGUCAAAACUGACCUAACAACUUUCCACGACUACAGCGACUCAGUCGAUCUGAGCGCAGCAUGUGCCAGCAUGUCAGGGAUCCUCGAAUUGAAAGGUGGACACUCGGUUUUCACUCAACCGAUCUACUCGGGAUUCUCCGGUUCCAUGAUCUUCGACAAAGGUGCCCAGCAUACGCCUGGUGCGCCAGUGAUCUGCACUGAGUUUGGCGGGGUUAAUAUCGCACCGCCUAAGGACUCUGCUGCUGCCGGGGAGCGGGACUGGGGUUAUACGACUGCGAGUGACCCGGCAGACUUCUUGGUUCGAUUUGAGAAACUGGUUAUGGCGGUUGUGAAGCCCGGACAUAUUUGUGGGCUUGUCUGGACUCAGUUAUGUGAUAUUGAGCAAGAGGUGAAUGGUCUGUACACCUAUGAUCGUAAAGAAAAGGUUCCCGCAGAGAAGGUGAAGGCGAUUAUGGAUGCUGCGAGGGAUCAUUACUACCAUCAUCUCACGUCGCAUCACUCGAAGGGGUUUAGGAAGCUACUAGAUCAGUAUAAGAAUGUUGUGCAUCGUUAG
Molecule: messenger RNA, 2004 nt
Organism: Penicillium hordei
Lineage: Eukaryota; Fungi; Ascomycota; Eurotiomycetes; Eurotiales; Aspergillaceae
Product: glycoside hydrolase family 2 protein
Exons: 3
Coding region: 1-2004 (667 amino acids)
Biological process (GO): carbohydrate metabolic process
Molecular function (GO): hydrolase activity, hydrolyzing O-glycosyl compounds
Source: RefSeq, a predicted model, not a curated record